Cynoglossus semilaevis (tongue sole) is the source of this 6542-nucleotide messenger RNA. It is a transcript of the gene dtnbb, whose product is annotated as dystrobrevin, beta b. Gene Ontology annotation, molecular function: zinc ion binding. Gene Ontology annotation, cellular component: plasma membrane; synapse. The record is from RefSeq and is a predicted model, not a curated record. The transcript is spliced from 20 exons. Gene Ontology annotation, biological process: synaptic signaling. The coding region runs from base 882 to 2690 and encodes 602 amino acids. NCBI's taxonomy places the organism in Eukaryota, Metazoa, Chordata, Actinopteri, Pleuronectiformes, Cynoglossidae.
CUUCAACUCUACCUCCAUGAUGUACCAAAGCAUCAUAGCAGAUCUCACUGAGGGUAUCUUACGAUUAGGAUAAAAUGACAGGUAUGUAUCAAAGUGUGAUAGUAAUAAAGUCAGAGGUUUGAUGGCAGAAUGUCCAAGGGACAGGUGCGGAGAAAUAUGAUUAUAAAACCUUAGUAAUUCCAAAAAAUGGCUGAAAACAAAAGUCAGAGAGCAUCUUAGUUAAGAUGAGCACUUUGAUUAGUCAGAAAGUACUCUGCUUUAUAUAACAUUGUACUGUAUAUACGGUAUAUAUAUAGUGUAUGCAUAGUAGCUGAUGCAAAAAAAAAAAGAUUUUUGUUGUUCUUUAAUUAUCAGCUCAUCUGGCUUGAUGUCAUCGCGUAGGUAAUAAAAGAGUGUAUUGCACCUUUAAAUCCCUGCUCUUCUCUGUCUUCCCAUUUCUACUAUGGUUGGAGGUUGGAUCAUAAUUCAGAGGAACAGCAGCUGUAGUAGAUGCGCGCCUGUGCGUGAAGCAACGUGCGUGCAUGAGUGCGUGCGUGCGUGCGUGCACAUGCGUAAAAGUGUAGUAGGAGGCCGCGCAUGGCAUCUGUGGAUCUGCUGCUCUGCUGUGCUCUGUCCUCUGCUGCCUCUGGGUCUGCUGCUGGUGGAUGUACUGGUGAUGCUGUAGCAGGAGCGAGGCGCAGCCCCCCGUCACUGAAGCUGUGCGAGGCUGGUGGAGGUGAUCAUCAUGACAGUGACGCUGCUGCUGCUGAUGAUGAUGAUGAUGGAUGGACGGAGCCGUUUCUCAUCGCUCGGACAGCUGUAACAUCGCCCGCGUUCCCGUGGAUUCAUCAAAGGAUCAACAUUUAGACCUGUUCAAGGAUUGACUUUCAUCCAGAAGCAGGAUGAUCGAGGAAGGCAGUAAACGAGGCAAGGCCAUGGUGGAGAAGAGGCAGCUCUUCAUGGAGAUGAGAGCUCAGAACUUCGACGUCAUCAGACUGUCCACUUACAGGACCGCCUGUAAACUCCGAUUUGUGCAAAAGAGAUGCAAUCUUCAUCUGGUGGACGUCUGGAACAUGAUCGAAGCUUUCCGUGACAACGGACUCAACACACUGGACCACAAUGCUGAAAUCAAUGUGUCACGGCUGGAGACGAUCCUGUCUUCCAUCUACUACCAGUUGAACAAGCGGCUGCCCACCACCCACCAGAUCAAUGUGGAGCAGUCCAUCGGGUUGCUGCUCAACUUCAUGGUGGCCACAUACGACAGUGAGAGCCAUGGGAAGUUGACGGUUUUUUCAAUGAAAGCGAUGCUGGCCACAAUGUGUGGAGGCAAAAUUGUUGACAAACUUCGCUAUAUUUUCUCCCAGAUAUCCGACUCGAAUGGAGUCAUGGCCUUCGCCAAGUUUGACCAGUUUCUUCGUGAAGUGCUGAAACUGCCCACGGCCGUGUUUGAGGGACCUUCGUUCGGAUACACGGAACAUUCAGUGAGGACGUGCUUCCCCCAGCAGAAGAAGAUCAUGUUGAACACCUUCUUGGACGUGUUGAUGGCAGAUCCUCCGCCUCAGUGUCUGGUGUGGCUGCCACUCAUGCACCGACUGGCUAAUGUUGAAAACGUCUUUCAUCCUGUGGAAUGUUCUUACUGCCGGAGCGAGAGCAUGAUGGGCUUCCGCUACCGGUGCCAACAGUGCCAUGGUUACCAGCUGUGUCAGAGCUGCUUCUGGCGCGGACAUGCCAACGGUCCUCACAGCAACCAGCACCAGAUGAAGGAGCACUCGUCAUGGAAAUCUCCAGCCAAAAAGCUCAGCCACGCCAUCAGCAAAUCCCUGGGCUGCGUCCCCAUCGGCGAACCGCCACAUCCUGUUUUCCCUGAGCAAGCGGAGCGGCCACAGGAGCUCACGCAUACUGUUCAGCCGAAACCAGUGGCCAACAGCAUGAACGACACUAUUGUCAUGUCCUCUGGGGCUCCUACACCCACCAAAAGUGUCUUGGAGAGUCCCAGUCGACUGGAUGAAGAACAUCGCCUCAUCGCUCGUUAUGCUGCUCGCCUGGCAGCAGAGGCGGGAAACUCCACACAACAGUGCCCUCCGACAGAUCUGAGCUUCAACUUUGACGCCAAUAAGCAGCAGAGGCAGCUGAUCGCAGAGCUGGAGAACAAAAACAGGGAGAUCCUGCAGGAGAUCCAGAGGCUGCGUCUGGAGCACGAACAGGCCUCGCAGCCCACCCCUGAAAAAGCCCAGCAGAACCCCACCCUCCUGACUGAACUGCGGCUCCUCAGACACCGGAAGGACGAGCUGGAGAGACGUAUGUCAGCGCUGCAGGAGAGCAGGCGGGAGCUGAUGGUGCAGCUGGAGGGACUGAUGAGGCUGCUGAAGGAUGAAGAGCAGAAGCAGGCUUCCCAGUCUGGAGGCUCCCCUCAUUCCUCACCCAGUCACGGUGCGGGCUGCUCCAUGCCCAUGCCCAUCCGCUCCACCUCAGCUGGCUCCACCCCGACUCACACACCACAGGACUGCCUGGCGGGCGUGGGAGGAGAUGUACUGGAGGCCUUUGCUCAGGGUGUACCUAGAAAUCUCCGGAAUGAUUUAUUAGUUGCUGCUGACUCGAUCACUAACACCAUGUCGUCUCUGGUGAAGGAGCUUCACUCAGUGGAUGACGGUGCGGAGGAGGAGGAGACCAACCUGAGGAACGGUGGAGACAGAGGCACAGUCAGAGUAUAGAGAAAUAUUACACCAUCACAUCCUGUGAGAACAUAUGGUCAAUCAUCAGCUCUGAAGAAUCAAACACAACAACAACAACAACAACAACAACAAGCCCCCGGCAUUAGCACGUAGAGUAAUGCAUGCUGUAAUGUAACAGGAUUUCACUAUGUGAAGAAACAUACCGUGUCUCCACACCUUGCAGGUAGCAAGAUGUGUCUCAUUAGCGAGUGUGUGUAUGUCUGUGAGCGUAUGUGUGUGUCUGUGUGUGUUGUCCAGUAAAGUUGCCCAGCCUUGUCCCUCUCACCACUGCUAAGGAACGGCUCGCCGUGCUGCUUUACACCCCCUACUGUUUAAGUCUGUCACAGCAGGUCAUUGUGUAAUGUAAACACGCUGUAAACACACGCGCUGGAAAUCAUCAUGUGACUGUGUUGGUGCAGUUAGUGCUGGUAGUUUGUUUUAUUUAUUGUUGUCAUUUGCAUGACGCUGCACUCACGUCUGGGGUCACUGUACGUUCAGGUCAUGUGACUGUAGUGUCAGUGACAGCAGGAGAGUCAGAGCUUGUCCUGCCACAGAAUCCACAAAGACAGGGACCAGAGUCAGAGACUCAGACUCUCUUAGGGUCUCCAUACACUGUGCGACUUUUUGGCAUGACGUGUGCAGACUGUACGAUGACCGUUUACUCAAUCGUAGGUUACGACGGACGUCAAUAUGCAACAUCGUCUGCGUACGUCCUCUUUGCCAUAGUUAUCUAAACCGCUCAGGAGUGAAGGAAACAUGAAGAAUGUCUCCCCUCGUGGCAUUUUUGUGCACUAAAAAAAAUCUGAAGAAGACAUAGUAGACAUGCAUCGUACGGCAGCAGCUGUGAAAUAGUCAUCCUAAAUUUCUGACUCAGCUAGAAUUUUAUCUUGUUGUCAGCAUGUGGUAACAAAACACUGACAACGGCCGUCCUUGAACCAGUCUCUCCACGGUCCCCCUACGAUGGACGUCCUCGUAUGGGACGGCCCAAAGUCGCACAGUGUAUCCCGGCCAUUAGAGUAAGUCAACCAAACAAAGACAUGAGACUUGUCUCUGAUUGGAGGUUGGGGACUCCUGAACUUCCUUUCACCAAAGUUUUGUUCUUCGAUCUGCGAUUCAAUCGUUUCAGUUCAUCCAAUGUGUUAACCUUAUGGGAAUACCAGGUGCAGCACCUGGUAUUAUAGCCUUCACAGGGAGCACAGACGAGCAGACAGCUGAGAGUCCUGUCUUCAGGAUAAAUGAUUCAGCUCAACUAUGACCAACUCCACCAGGCCGCUCAAAACAGAUGGAGAAGUUAAAAGAAGUUACUGACUAAUUUGAUUAACAUUUCACUGUUUGAGGGGAAACUGCAGCGUUAUUAAGAAUAAAUAUUUAAAUAAUGAUGCCUUUUUUACCUUUACCUUUUACCAUAAUAAUAUCUUUUACAUUCAAUUUCUUUAAUAAUAAUAAUUAAUAAUUGAGUCCAUUAAUCAUCCCACAAGGGGAAUUUUACAGUGUAAGUCUAGAACUGACACAGGCGCCAUAAGUACGUGGUUGCAACUCAAAUACAGCUUAAUUUUUGAUGAAAAAGAAGAAAAAUCUCAUAAUAAAAACAUUAAACUAUACACAGUACCUACUGCAGUAUGAUGCUGUAGUGUCUCGUGAACACUCCAUGGAUUACAACAAUGAGCAGAACCUGGAAGUUUCCUUCUCUCAUAAAAACCUGAACAGACUCACCUGACGGACAUUCACGGCUGGACACGUCCUGGUUCCUCCUCUGGGACAGACUGAGCAGCUGCCGCGGCCUCUGAGUGUGGGAAAAAACUCCUCAGGUUGUUUAAUAACAAUAAAACAGUUUUGGUGACGACUUUAUUAACACAUUAACACAGUGUGUAAGAAUGAGAAGUAGUUAAAAAGCAAGUAGGAAGUGCUGCUAAUAGCUUUAUUUAAGUAAUAAAAGUAUAUUAAACAGGUAAUGUGGAGUGAUGGCCCAGGUGCUCAGGGACUGCAGAGCUGCUCUGGAGGAAGGAUGGAGAUGGCUUUGGCCUUUAGUUAUGGGAAGUGGUUACUAGAGGAGGCAACAUUUCUAUUAGAAAUCAAGGCUUUUAUUCUGAAAUGUCCUUUAACAUAGAGGGAAAUGUUAAAAGAAAUGUUGUAUUUCCUCCAUCAAAGAGAGUCAGGGAGAGGAUUCUGAUUAGAGGGAGACAUUUUUUCUAAAGUGCUGUUUGUUGAAGCAUGUUGUCAGGUACCGUUUGUCUUUGUGUGAAUUUGUCUUUCAUAAAAAAAAAUAGAACAAUGUCCACUUUUUUUCCCAGUUGGACAGAGAUCAUGCCAGCCUUCCAUCCACAGAUGGUAUGUAAAGAAUGGACAUGCCUGCAAAUUCUAGAAUUUCCCAGAGUCAAUGACUGGAAUUGAUCAGAGGUCACUUCACUCCUGGAUCCUGUUUAGAGGAAAGUAGACAAUAAAUGAUUACAAUUGGCUUUUGUGCCUUUCUCACCUGAGUUACUUAACAGAUCACUGUUAGCAUAUAUUUUAUUAGUAUAUAUAUAUGUAUCUAUAGAUAUGUAUAUUUACUUAUAUAUUUGCACAUAUGUGUGUACAUAUAUGUAUAUAUAUACCAUAUGUACAUAUAUACAGUAUAUUUACACAUAUCUGUAUACAUAUAUAUAUAUAUAUUUAUAUAUAUAUAAACGUAAGAUAUGAUAAACUAUCAUGGUCUUCUUUGAAGCUACUUCCAACCCUAAAGGUUCUAUUUACCGAACAACUCUGGAUUUUUGCAGUCUCAUCCAUUUCUUGCAUACGAUCUACAGUCCCCGUUUGUCCUCUGGUUCUAUGUUCUUUGUCCCUGAGUGUCCCUGACAGGCUAAAGCUAAACACAUCUUGUUUUCAGGAAAUGACAGUGUGAUAAAUAUUUGAAUGCAAAUUCACAAAACACACCACAGGAAAUAAGAAACACUGUACAGCAAGACCGUCCUCCUCUGAGCUUCACUCCGAGGUUUUAACCAACCUGUUACACUGUGUCAACAACAAGAACACAAAGAGGCUUUCUGUUGUCGUCCUUAGGAUUUUAAAUGUGAUAUUUUGGCCUUAGUUUGAUGUCUUUAUUGUCCUUAUCAAGCUUUAGUGGAGAACAGUGGUGGCCGUGAUGACUUUGUCAAAGCACAGGCUCGUGUGCCGAGCAUCGGUUCACGUUAAGCUGAAAUGGUGUCACUUCAGGUUUUGUGGCCGCUUCAUUUCAUUCUGCUGAGAAAGCUCCAGAGAUCAUUAACAUUCGGAGGCGAGAUCCGGCAGCCAGAGUCUUCCAUCCUGUACACGGCCACACACUUGAAUGCAUAACUGAGCGUUUCUUCUUCUCUGUUUUGAUUUUUGUGCCUGUAGCUGUUCUGUAAAGUGCUGUAAAAAAAAAAAAGGAAAAAAAGAAAAAGUGACCACUCAGCAAAUAAUAUGAUCUAUCAGCCUUUUUUGUCUGUGACUGUAGACAGUUUUGAAUUCAUAUUUUAAAUGUGUUCUGCUGGGGAAAAAAAAAGAAAUAUAUAUAUAUAAAUAUACGACGCUCAGCCUUUUUACAUUUGUGCCAAAACUGUUUGUCGGACAUUGUGUGUCUCACACACAGCACUGGUGUAUAACCACAGAUAUAUAUAUAUAUAUAAAUAAAUGAUUGUAUAUAUAUCGACUUUGGGAAGUGCUGGUCGUCGCUCACGGUUUAUGUUCACAAACGUAACAGUUCCAUCUGAAUCUGCUGCAGCAACGCAGACAGAAAAACACAUUCCAGAUCUCCUGCUCGUCACCGACGUCAUUCAGACGACAAACAUAAUUAAAAGACAAUGACGCACACCUUGUGAUUCUUUCGUUGUUUGCAGAGCGUUCAACGUGUAA